AUGUCAUCGCUGCGGCAAUUAGUUAAGCAUCAUAACGAGUUCCUGCUGGUUCAAGAACCUGCAGUUUCUCAAGGUCCCCCUAUAGUGAGACCACAAACCUGGGCUCCUCCUCCAUCAGGAAUUAUUAAAGUAACCUUUGAUGCAGGGGUCAACAAGCACAAUAACUUGGGUUCCAUGGCAGCAAUAGCAAGGGAUAGUCAAGGGCAACCAAUGGGGUGGAGUUGUAAGAAGAUACAUGGAAUUACAGACCACGAUCCCGGAGAGCAUGGCAUGCAGGGAGGCAGUCCUUCUGGUAAAGACGAAGGGUUCUCCAGUGUGAUUUUCGAAGGUGAUGCCCAGUUGGUCAUCAGUAGCAUUUUGGGUUUUUCCACGGAAGAAAAUGCAAAUUCGGCCGUGAACUUUUUAGAGAUGUUUAAAUUUGCCCCUUUUUAUCUGUUUGACUAA
Hevea brasiliensis (rubber tree) is the source of this 444-nucleotide messenger RNA. RefSeq lists its product as uncharacterized. Gene Ontology annotation, molecular function: nucleic acid binding; RNA-DNA hybrid ribonuclease activity. Lineage: Eukaryota; Viridiplantae; Streptophyta; Magnoliopsida; Malpighiales; Euphorbiaceae. The transcript has a single exon. The coding region runs from base 1 to 444 and encodes 147 amino acids. The record is from RefSeq and is a predicted model, not a curated record.